UGUUUUCCCAUCAAAUAAUACGCUAGAAGUAGAUUUUAAAUAUUGAAAUAAAUAUUCUAAGCAUAUAGAUUGUCUUUUCACUAUGUCAGAUGGUAAACGCAGAAGAUAUCGCAAAGCUAAACAAACCGAAGAUAAACGUCCCAUAAUACUAGCCAAGCGCAAUGUAGACGAAGAACCUUCAUCUUCUGUACGACGCGGAAAUUCUGACGUCGAAUUACAGCCAAAAAUUUUGCUUAAACCACGCACUGAGAGCAAAGAUGAUACAGAGGUGGCCUCAGUGUCUUCAGGUGCAAGCUCCGCGCCAUUGAAAACCAUUAUCGUGACACGUAGUGGAAUGUCAGAGAGUCCACGUUUAAGUGGUGUAAGCCCAGUUAAAGAACAUCAGCAGCAGACACAACAACCGAAUGUGUCUACGAAUGAAGCAAAUAAUUUAGCUGCAAAUGUACAGAUAGUCGAACCCUUGCCACAAAUGACGCGACCGUCAACAAUUAUAUCGUCAACUGGUGUUAUAAAUGCUACCACACGAAAAAUGCUUAUGAAAGGAAAUACCGAUUUUCUGGUAGUUGGUGUAAUUGGCACCCAGGGAGUAGGAAAAUCAACCAUUAUGAAUCUUCUAGCCAAUGAUGAUAUGAAUUGUGAUUACCAACAGGAAAUAUUUAUAAACGAAGGUGGUAUCUUUCCGACUAAAUUAAAGCAACACAAGUGCUAUGCGCGUUCACGUACAGAAUCUACUCAUAUGUUUAUCACCAGCGAUCGCUUAAUAUUGCUUGACAGUCCGCCGGUAAUGUGCAAUUCUUAUCGCAAGGACAUGACAACCAAUGAGUUGGAUGAUUUACGUCAACUAAUAAGUUUUUUAUCUGUUUGCCAUUUGUUAAUUGUGGUACAAGAUGAUUAUUUUAAUAUGAAUUUUAUACGUUUGCUGCAAUUUGCUGAACUUAUGAAACCCUCACAUGAUAAUAAGCCAUUCGUUAGUGACUACUAUCCGAAUGUGCUUUUUGUAAAAAAUCGUGCAAAGCGACAGGAUUUUGUGCCAAGUCAGAAGGAACGCAUGAAUCGCAUGUUACGUGCGCUCUUUAAAGAUUCACAAUUGCGUAUUAACGUAGGGCAAACGGCUGAGCAAAAGCAAAAGAAAACUCGUACGGCGGAAGCAGAGAAACAAGUCAAUGCGUUUCUUAUACCGGAAGUUGAUGAACAUUACAAUUCCACAUUCCACAAACCCCUGGAUGAAAUUAUUGCCGACUUUCGUUCGCUUGUCUUCAUGACACCACGUAAUGAUAUGUAUGCAGGCGCUAGCGAAUUAACAGAAGCGAUAUGGUUUGAGUUGCUCACAAAAGUAGUGCAGGAGAAGCAACACUUUUUUAAUACCUAUGAGGAAAUACAGCGGAAACAUUUGGAGGUUGGCAAUAUGCAGAUUAGUGGUCAGGGUGGUAAGGAUGCGCAAGAGAAUUGGAGAGAUCAAUAAAAGAAAUUUGAAUAAAAAAUUAA
Molecule: messenger RNA, 1485 nt
Organism: Ceratitis capitata (Mediterranean fruit fly)
Lineage: Eukaryota; Metazoa; Arthropoda; Insecta; Diptera; Tephritidae
Product: protein SMG9
Exons: 3
Coding region: 83-1462 (459 amino acids)
Biological process (GO): nuclear-transcribed mRNA catabolic process, nonsense-mediated decay
Source: RefSeq, a predicted model, not a curated record